Molecule: messenger RNA, 5733 nt
Organism: Pomacea canaliculata
Lineage: Eukaryota; Metazoa; Mollusca; Gastropoda; Architaenioglossa; Ampullariidae
Product: BTB/POZ domain-containing protein 9-like
Exons: 12
Coding region: 261-2360 (699 amino acids)
Biological process (GO): modulation of chemical synaptic transmission; adult locomotory behavior; circadian behavior
Molecular function (GO): protein binding
Source: RefSeq, a predicted model, not a curated record
CAUUUUGUUCAGUUUUAUUAAGAUACUUGCCAUUUUGUUAUUUGAUAUUCUGAAGGAAAAUGUCAUUUUAAAUUAUGUGAGGGGGUCAUCGGCAGCACCGCAACAACAUGGCGUCUAGAUUGAGUCGAUACUGAGUGAGGAUACUCUUAUACAAACAUCUAGAGGCUGUAUUGAAAGGUGAAGGGGUAUAAAAGAUUAUUUAAAACGUGAAAGAUUAUUUAGGUAAAGACUGGAUCCAAACAGGCAAUAACAAAAUAAAGAUGUGUGACCAUCACCAUCUGCGCUCACCAGCUCAAGUUGGCAUUGUAGACCAUAUUAGCUCACUGUCUGAUGACUUUGGGGAGCUGGUAGAAAGUGAAGACUAUGCAGACAUUACAUUGAUUGUGGAGAACACAUGUUUCAAGAGCCACAAAGUGAUUCUUGCUGCAAGAUCUGAAUAUUUCAGAGCACUGCUUUAUGGAGGAAUGAAAGAGUCUCAGCCAGGAACAACUGAAGUAGAACUGCCUGAUACACCUGCCCAAGCCUUUGGUGCCCUUCUAAAAUACAUGUACACAGGACGCAUGAAUUUGCUAGAAAUGAAGGAAGAGAAUCUUCUGGACAUACUGGGCCUUUCACACAGAUUUGUCUUUGUUGAGUUGGAGACAGCCAUCUCUGACUACCUGAAAGCAAUUCUUCGCUUGCAGAAUGUGUGCUGUAUCUAUGAUUUAGCUAACAUGUACUCCCUGACUUCGCUCUGUAAUUUCUGCAAAGACUUCAUGGACAGACAUGCCAGUGAAAUCCUUACUUUUGAACCUUUUUUGUCACUUUCUUUGAAUUCUGUCCGUGACUUGCUGGCAAGAGAUUCAUUUUGUGCAGCAGAAAUAGACAUUUUCCGGGCUGUUUGUGAAUGGGCAAAAGCAAAUCAAGGAAUAGACCCCACACCCAUUUUGGAUGUUGUACGUCUUCCUCUAAUGUCUAUGGAAGACUUGUUGAAUGAUGUCCGAAACACUGGAUUGGUUUCAUCGGAUGCCAUUCUGGAUGCUAUCAAGCUCCAGCUUGAAAGCAGAGACAUGGACCUGAAGUAUAGAGGCUUUCUAUUACCUGAAGAAAACAUUGCCACUACUCGGCAUGGAGCUCAAGUCAUCAGAGGAGAGAUGAAAGCAGCUCUCUUGGAUGGAGAUAUUCAGAACUAUGACCUUGAUCGAGGCUUCACUCGUCACCCUAUUGAUGAUAACAAUGGCCAGGGUAUAGCAGUCAAGCUAGGCCACCCAUACAUCAUAAAUACUAUCAAAUUGCUUUUGUGGGACAAAGAUAUGCGGUCGUACUCUUAUUAUAUUGAGGUGUCAAUGGAUGACAAAGAUUAUGAUCGAAUUAUUGAUCACACAAUAUAUCUUUGUCGAUCAUGGCAGAAGCUUCAUUUUCCUCCUAGAGUUGUCAGAUAUAUCAGAGUAGUGGGCACACAUAAUACAGUAAACCGUGUAUUCCAUCUGGUGUCUUUGGAGGCAUUUUACACAAAUAAACCUUUCCAGCUUGAUCAGGGUCUCAUUGUACCAUCUACAAAUGUGGCCUCAAUCAAGCACAGUGCCUGUGUGACAGAAGGAGUGAGUCGCAGUCGCAAUGCACUGAUAAAUGGGGAAACUCGCCAUUAUGACUGGGACUCAGGGUACACAUGCCAUCAGCUGGGUAGUGGUGCCAUUGCUGUACAGCUUGCACAGCCAUACAUGGUUUCCAGCAUGAGACUGCUCUUAUGGGACUGUGAUGACCGCAGCUACAGUUACUUUGUGGAAGUGUCCACCGACCAACAAAAGUGGCAUCGUGUUGCAGACCGUAGUAAAGAAGCUUGCAAAUCCUGGCAAACACUGACAUUUGAACCAAGACCAGUAAUAUUUAUCAGGAUUGUUGGAACACACAACACUGCAAAUGAGGUAUUCCAUUGUGUACAUUUUGAGUGUCCAGCAGACAGCUCAACAGGAAACCUCCUGCAGAGUGUGUCCAGCGCAUCCAGCUCUGGAGUCAGCGGCAGCAUUACAUCAGGACCACUCCACAGUCCCGGCCUCAACCGCUCCACUUCUGCAGCUGAUCGUGCCAGCUUGGGAACCCCUCUUCCUAUGUUCUGUCAUGAGGAGCAGUCCCUGCAGCGCUGCACAGGAGGGGGAAACGGGCUAGGAAUGAUGGGUGCUGGGGCUCAAACAGCUGGAGGUGCAGGGGCGAUGGCUGAACUGCUUCACACGCACCAUCGCCACUCCAGUACUAGCAGUCAUGCCAGUAGCAGCAGCAACAACCUUGAGCUGCCGUCACCUCGUUUGAUGAAUAUGGACAUGUACGCACGACCAGAGUCACAACAAGAUGUGCCAGAGGCAGACCGCAUAGACACGCAGUGAGGACUUGGGAUGAGUGACUGUCCUCAGGAUGUAGCAUUUGUGGGUACUGCUGAAGGAUUUGUCUCUUGGCUCUGGACAGCUGCUGCUUUAGUAUGAUGACAUGAAAUAGAGAUAAAAAUAGGGAUGCAUACAAGAAUCUUGCAAUUAGAAACAGAUGAACCAAUGUAAACUUCUAUAUCAUUAUGGGAAUUUUAAAAAAAAAUCAUAUUGAAGAGCCACUAGACAUGCUCUGUCCAUACUGUGAUUGGUCUAUCCUUGGUGGAAAGUUUCUUUUCCAACAGUUUCAUUUUGAUAGUGUUCAUGCUGCUUUAACAUCAUCCGUCUUUAUUUGAGGCAAGCAGUCACCUUCACAAUAAUAUAUAUGCAUGAUUUCCGUAUCAUUUUAAAUGACUGUGACAAUGGAUGCAAUAGAUCCCAAAGCACAUCAACCAUAGUAGCGUAAAUUAGGUUUUAGAACUGUUUAUUACCAUUUAUAACUUAAGGAUACAAGUAUCAUGUUGUUCAACAGCAUUUAUAAAAUUUUAUAAAGAGUGAAAUGAUCUCUUAUCAAAGUUAUCUUCACUGAAUAAUUUAUGGAUGUGAUAUUAGUGUAAAAAUAAAACAAAAAAUGUAGAAAUUUUCUCAGUCAGUUUUUUAAACUAUUUUUUAUGCAUCACUUUUUCGGUUGCACUUAUUUUUCAGUCAGUGUUGGGAUGCUUUAUGAUCUCUUAAAUGUAUGCAUGUUUAAAAAGGUGUAUGAAAGUACUUUGUUAAAAAAAAAAUAAAAAAAGCAAAAUUUGAGAAUCAUGUUUACUUCAUUAAUUUUCGUUUGUCUCAGGAGAUCUUAGUUUAUUUGGUAAACAAUUAAUGCAUGAGAUAGUGCAACUUCUUAUUGCUAACUGUAUUAAAGACUGAAGAUAGUGUUGGGGAAAAAAGAUUGAUUUUUUGUUUUUUAAUCAAUUUUAUUGUUUUAUGAUGCAUUUGGGUAUGUGCAUAUUCUCCUUUUUCUAGAGCAGAAGCAGUGCAGUAUACAAGAAAAGAUUUUUGUAGUAAAGAAGACAAGCAAAAGAAUCUCAAUCUCAUAAAAGAAUAGUAAAUGUUCUUGGUAAAAAUGUAUAAGUGUGAGGGACUCCUCGCAGAUAUAAUGCAGCACUCAGGAAAUAUCCUAAAGUGGGUAGGUAUGAGCCUGCAUUACUGAGACAUGUUUGAUGAUUCUAAUGAGGGUGACUGCUCAUAACUAUAGUGUUUUUGCCAUAUUUUUGUUGUUGAGAUGUGAUUAAUCUUUUACAUUUUAGAUGUGUCUCAUAUUUCAAAAGUUUCUUUGACUAUUGAUCACUGAAGUAGUAUUCUUCGAAUAUGUAUAAUUUAUGUCUAACUUUGGCCAGCAUUAAACAGCUAUUGUGGGAAGCAAAAGCCACCUACCCUUAAUUUAGCAAAUACAUCCAUGUCCUCUGUCUACAGAGAAUAGCAACGAACAUGGAAUUUCUGUGUUUCAGAAGAAUAAUAAUUUAUGUUUAUGGUCAAGUCAUAGCAUUACUGAAGUUUUUAAGUUUUACUAGUUAUGGUAUUAACAGCACCUGGACUGAUUUUGGAGUUAUUUCUGGAUAAUUAAAAGUUGCAUGACAGCUCUAGUUGAUAGAGCUAGUGUUAACAAGUCACUUUUUCCCUUGUCAGUAUCUGGCUGCAAUCCAUGAUGAUUGAGCAGAUUAUUAUAGAUCUUCUCUUUGUGACUGAUUCUUGGUGUGUAUCUAAUCAGUUGCAUUCUGCAAUGAUUAAAUGUCUCUUGUGCCCUAUGCUGCUGACUGAAGCAAGCCUGACAGCAGCUUCCUUCAUCAUGCAAUGGAGAGAUUGCAGGGAGGUGGCCCAGGAAGGGUAGGCCUUCAUUACAAUUAUGCUAACACUGCUUGUUUUUUAAUCAAUCUUUGCUUGACAUCUGAUGAGUAGCCAUAGCACAAGAUGCUUUGCUUUUGGGGUUUGAAGAGACCUCUGGUGACAGGGUCCAAGUACUAUGCCAAAAAGAGAUUCUACUUGUCUAUAUUUCACUUUUACCCACAUACAGGCCUUGUUUUUGACAAUCUCAUCAUUGGCAGUCAUGUGUUAGUAAUUGUGGCUGUUUCCCACAAUAUCUUGAAGUUUUUGUUAAACUAGCAUCAUGUGCAAGUGUUGUGAGAGGGAUAAUGUUUCAUAUUGAAAAUGCCUUAAUAGAUCACAUGCUGCUUGAGCAGUAAGCAAGAUCUAAAUAACUAGUCUAAAGGUUUUCUUAACGAAGUUAAAUUAUGCAUGUUGUCAUCUUUGUAGUGCUUUGAUUCCAUCAUUUGUUUAGCAGUAUGGUUGUGUGCAUGCCAGUUUUAGUUAAAUGAUUUUGAAGAAACUUGCUUGAAGAUAGUUUUCUGGUAAAGUUUUUAUUUAAAUUUUGAUGCAGAAAGAAGGAAACAUUUUGAUGUUUUGCUCUGGUUAUUUAAUUUCAUUGGUUGUUGAUAAAAUCUUUUUGUUUGCAGUAUCUGAAUUUGUUUUUCUGCUGCAUGCUUUUACAAGAUAUUAUGGUGCUAAGCUGUCACAAGAUUUCAAUGCAUUAGCACUAUUUAAUCAAAAUAUUUUGUAUGUAGGGACCUGGUUGAUAAUUUAUUGUUAUUGUGUUAUUGUUUUGCUCAUUUUUACUGUAGUUUGUUUUGAUGCAUGAACAUUUUCUCUCAAAUCAUGGUUUUUGCAGAUAAAAUAAUAGGACAGCUGUUAAGUGUUUUAAUUGAUUUAAUUUUUGUUUUAUACUACUUUCUAUUUUGUGUACACUCUGUUGCAGAGUCCCUUGCACUCUUUCCAACUACUUUCACUGUUCCUACUUGAUCCUUACUUCACUGUAAAAUCAUUUGCUUUCCUAAAAGUUCAUUUGAUAGGGAGGAAAAACUUCUUAAAGCUGUUUUUAUUUGCUUAACUUUCAGAUACAGUAUUUGCUUGUAAAAAUGUUGUUUAUAUUUUGCUGGAGUUGCUCUCAUUACUUUGCUGGAGUGAUUUUUUACCUUGAUUGUAAGAAACAUUCUUGACUUAAAUUCUUGUUAUAUCCAGUUUCUCCGUCCUUCACUUAAUUAAAAAAAAAAAUGGAUUUAGAUUAAUACAAACAUUUUAUCCAGAAUGUCUAAAACCUCCAAUAGAGAUUUGAUGUCACAUGUCAUUGAAGGCAUGUAAUUUUUACUGAUGAAGUUGUAGAGUCAUUUGCAGGAGAACUACAAGCCGCAUAGUGUGAAAAUACCUUUGUGUGUGCAUACAUAUGCACCAUCACUUUUAUAUCAUUAGAGAAUCUCAAAUAUGACUUCAGUUGGAGGGGAAAGUAAGUGUCAUUUUUGUUAAACUGAUUCCAUGGUUUCAAAUAGUAAAAAUAAAAUUCAAUGAGAAUAAAAAA